AUGCCCAGCUCCACCAAGAAGACCCUCGUCGUCCUGGGCGCCACCGGGAACCAAGGCGGUUCCGUCGCCCGGACUUUUCUCAGCGAUCCAGCUCUCGCGGCCGAGUGGCAUGUUCGGGGCUUUACUCGCAACGCUUCCUCCGUUCCCGCCACCGAGCUAUCAAGGCUGGGUGCCGAGAUGGUCUCUGGGUCGGUCGACUCGGUUGCAGAGCUCAAGGCAGCUUUCGACGGCGCCACCGCCAUCUUCGCAGUCACCGACUUUUGGACCGCCUACGGAACCGAAAAAGUCGCCAACAGAGUCCGGGACGAAGGUGUCGACCGUGGCGCUGCCACGCGGGAGCUCGAGGAGCUCUGGGGCCGGAACAUUGCUCAGGCAGCGGCAGAGACACAAAGUCUCGAGCGCUUUGUUUUCAGCAGCCUGCCGCCUGUGUUGGAACUCAGCCAAGGAAAGCUGAGGCACGUCCACCACUUGGACAGCAAGACCAACAUCGUCAGGCAAAUCGAGCAAGAGCACCCCGCACUGUGGGCAAAGACUUCACAGAUCAUGGUCGCGUGCUACUGCUCCAACAUGUUGCCCGGAUCGUUCUUUGGACCCAAGCGCAACGAAGAAACUGGGAAUGCCGAGUUUGAAGGGCCCAACGACAUCGACACUCCAAUCCCGCUCAUUGACCCCACCGUCAGCACCGGGCCUUUUUUCAAGACACUGCUUCUCGAUGAGCCCGUCGGGACUGUUUUGGCGGCCUACGAUGAGUUGAAGUCUUACCGUGACAUCAUCAAAGUGCUUCACGAGUCAACACGACACCGUUUCGUCUACGUACAAAGGUCUGUGGACGGCCUGGCGGCCGCCUCGCCGCUGGGGCUCGAAUCACCCGAAAGCUGGUUGUGGAUUGCUGAGUACGGCCUCUUUGGUGAAAAGGUGGCUGGGUGGAAGGACUCUAUUAAGUUCCCAGCCGAUCUCAGCGUCAAGGUGCAAACCCCUUCUGUCGAGACAUGGCUGAAGCAACAAGACUGGAGCUUGUCCUCGGCCGUAUGA
Colletotrichum graminicola M1.001 is the source of this 1032-nucleotide messenger RNA. Its product is annotated as NmrA-like family protein. Lineage: Eukaryota; Fungi; Ascomycota; Sordariomycetes; Glomerellales; Glomerellaceae. Bases 1 to 1032 code for a protein of 343 amino acids. The transcript has a single exon. The record is from RefSeq and is a predicted model, not a curated record.